Molecule: messenger RNA, 2655 nt
Organism: Punica granatum (pomegranate)
Lineage: Eukaryota; Viridiplantae; Streptophyta; Magnoliopsida; Myrtales; Lythraceae
Source: RefSeq, a predicted model, not a curated record
AGCGUGGCCAGAAGCCCAGACACCAUCUACGACGUCGUUUGCGCCCCCGCCACGUUCUUUAAUUACCGUUGAGAAACAUUUUCUUAUUUUCUUUAUUUAAUUAAUUAAAUUUAAUCCCACCGACCGGAGGCGCCCUUUCAACCGUUUAAACCCCAUUCCCAAAGAUUCCCACCACAGCCAGCCAUCAUCACUCUCUCUCUCUGCAAGUGAAAGAAAAGCUUCAAUCUUGAAUUGAUGAUAAGCCGCCAUUGCCCAUUGCCCAAUUCCUCCAUAGCUCUUACUCCUCCAUGUCCAUGACAAUGCCGCCAUUGAAGCUCUUCCUUCCCUUCCUCUUCUUUGCUCUCUUGGCCUCCUCUGCCUCCUGCGACGACGAAGACAGCAGCUCCUUCAGCUUCCCCUCAUUCACCUCCCUCUCCCUCCAGAACCUUACCCUCCUCGGCGACGCCUACCUCCGGGACGGCCUCGUCGGCCUCACACGGGACGUCUCCGUCCCUUCCUCCAGCUCCGGUUCUGUCGUCUACCCUUCCCCGCUCCUGUUCUUCGACCCCGACUCCAACACCACUGCCUCCUUCUCCACGCGCUUCACCUUCUCGGUCACGUCCCCGAACCCGAACUCGUUCGGGGAUGGCCUCACGUUCUUCCUGUCACCGGAUAACGAGACCCUCGGCAGCCCUGGCGGGUUCUUGGGUCUCGUGAACUCGUCCCAGCUGACCAAGAACCGGUUUAUAGCGAUCGAGUUCGAUACCAGGCAGGACCCGCAUUUCGGGGACCCAGGCGGGGACCACGUGGGGCUGGACAUCAACAGUCUUGAAUCGAUCCAGACCGCCGACCCUGCCCUUCAGGGGAUCGAUCUCAAGAACGGGGACUCGGUCACUGCCUGGAUCGACUACAAGAAUGACCUGAGGAAGCUCUUGGUGUUCUUGAGCUACACGAAUAAGAAGCCCGAUGAGCCCCUCUUGAGCGUGAAUAUCGAUCUUUCGCCGUACCUGAAGGAGUUCGUCUACCUGGGAUUCUCUGCCUCAACUGAGGGAAGCACCGAGCUACACUGGAUCGAGAGUUGGAGCUUCGAGACGUUCGGGUUCUUGCCAAUGAGGCCCAAGUCUCACCCUCACAAUGUCUCUGAUAGCUCUGUGAUCGUACGGCCCCCGAUCUCGGUCCCAGAAUCAGGGAGCGAGCACCGCAAGAGGCUCGGGCUCGGGCUUGGGAUAGCUGGCCCAGCCUUCUUCUGUGCAGGACUCCUCGCAUUCGGUUACAUCACAAUACGGAAGUGGAGGAAGAUCCAGACAGUGAAGAGCUUCAAAGCCGAGAUCAUGACCGGCCCGCGAGAGUUCUCAUAUAGGGAAUUAAAGUUUGCUUCCAAAGGGUUCCACUCGAGCAGAAUCCUCGGGCAUGGAGCGUUCGGGACUGUCUACAAGGCCUACUUCGCUCAUUCGGGCUCUGAAGCAGCUGUCAAAAGAUCGAAACACUCCCAUGAGGGAAAGACGGAGUUUAUGGCCGAGCUUUCGAUUAUAGCUUGCUUGAGGCACAAGAAUCUCGUUCAGCUCCAGGGCUGGUGCGUCGAGAAGGGGGAACUCCUCCUCGUGUACGAUUUCAUGCCGAACGGGAGCCUUGAUAAGGUGCUGUACAACGAAUCACAGGAUGCGCUUAACUGGAACUACAGGCAGAACAUCGCUAUCGGGCUUGCUUCAGUUCUUACCUACCUUCAUCAGGAGUGCGAGCAGCAAGUGAUUCAUCGGGAUAUAAAAACGAGCAAUGUGCUGCUUGAUGGAAACUUUAACCCGAGACUUGGGGACUUUGGGCUCGCAAGGCUAAUGGACCAUGACAAAAGCCCGGUCUCGACCCUCACAGCGGGAACAAUGGGUUACUUAGCCCCAGAGUAUCUCCAGUAUGGGAAAGCCACCGAGAAGACUGACGUGUUUAGCUACGGAAUAGUAAUCCUAGAGGUGGCCUGCGGGAGGAGGCCGAUCGAGCGGGACCAGGGGAACCAGAAGAUGGUGAACUUGGUGGACUGGGUCUGGGGUCUCCACUCAGAGGGGAACAUCAUCGAGGCGGCUGAUAGGAGACUGAACGGGGAAUUCAAUGUGGAGGAGAUGAGGAAGCUUUUGCUUGUCGGGCUGAGCUGUGCUAAUCCUGACAGCGCAAUGAGGCCCUCAAUGAGAAGAGUCCUUCAGAUGCUCGUCAACGAGGCGGCCCCGCCAACCGUCCCGAGGUCAAAGCCGAGCUUAUCUUUCUCCAACAGCUUGCCUUUAGCUCUCGAGGAUAUAGUCUCGGAGAGCGACAAUGAAAAAGAGGAAGACGAAGAAGAAGGAAAUUUGAAGGCCCCGUGCAGUGUCCUGUGCCAGAUCAGAGUCGACUGAGGCUCGAAAUUCGUUCAUUAUUUCAUUGAUUGAUUUGCUUGGUUCUCGUUUUCCUUUUUGUGUUAGUGUUGUUUGUCCGAUCGGUUGAUUCAUUGAUUGAUUCCUAGUUCGGCAGUUCGCUGGUUUUGAUUCUGGCAGCCUCAGUUCAAACUGUUCAGUUGAACUACUGUUUCCGUUAUACCGAAUUCUUUUUGUUGUUGUUGUUUGUUUAGUUGGCUUGCCGGCAAAGGCAUCCCGGAUCAAAGAGUCGGGUACACUGUUCUUGUAUACAAAAAUAAAACAAUCUUCUUCUUCCGCC